AUGGAUGGUAUUCAUGGGGAUGAUUCGCGAAUGCAGCCCAAUGAUGGACAGCAUCCUAUACUUAUGUCAUAUGAACAUCAUGAGUUGCACCAUAUGAGCAAUGGGAAUGGGAUGAAUGAUGAUCAAAACAAUGGUGGUGGCGGUGAUUCUAACUGUGGUGGAAGUGAAAAUGCGGAAGGUGAUGUACCCUCCAACAAUGGGAAUCUUCAUGGAAAUCAAAGUUCAAUAAUGGAUCAAGGGAAUAAUGAUAUUGGAGAUCAGCUUAGUUUGUCUUUUCAAGGACAGGUUUAUGUCUUUGACUCGGUGUCACCAGAAAAGGUUCAAUCUGUACUUCUGUUACUCGGGGGCCGAGAACUACCUCCAACCUUACCUUCCAUGCCAAUUUCUCCUGACGAAAAUAACCGGGGAUUUACUGGCACUCCGCAAAAAUUCAGCGUCCCUCAAAGAUUAGCCUCAUUGAUUAGAUUUCGUGAAAAGCGAAAGGAGCGAAAUUUUGACAAAAAAAUUCGUUAUACUGUUCGAAAAGAAGUAGCAUUGAGGAUGCAAAGAAAUAAAGGGCAGUUUACAUCUUCCAAGUCCAAUCAUGAUGAGUCUGAAACAAAUUGCGGGACAAAUGAAGGGUUGAUGGCAGACAAUAAUGGAUCCCAACAGCAAGACGCUGUUUGUAGGCACUGUGGCAUCAGUGAGAAGUGCACGCCAAUGAUGCGACGUGGACCUGAAGGGCCCAGAACCCUCUGCAAUGCUUGUGGACUUAUGUGGGCAAAUAAGGGAGCUCUUAGGGACCUAUCAAGGACCGCAACCUUGCCAGCACACAAUUCUCCAUUAAACAAGAAUGAGAGUCAAAAUUUGGAGAACAAUCAGAUGGUGCUUAGAGAUGCUGCUGAAUCAUCAUGA
Messenger RNA from Lathyrus sativus (Indian pea), 894 nucleotides. The record is from the annotation of a GenBank genome assembly. Lineage: Eukaryota; Viridiplantae; Streptophyta; Magnoliopsida; Fabales; Fabaceae.